Molecule: messenger RNA, 266 nt
Organism: Ambispora leptoticha
Lineage: Eukaryota; Fungi; Glomeromycota; Glomeromycetes; Archaeosporales; Ambisporaceae
Source: the annotation of a GenBank genome assembly
UGCUUUUUCUAUCCCUCAACCGUCCCGGCACUAGAAAAAAAGUUGAAGAAAUAACCCAAAAAAAAAACAGCAAAACCAAAAUUGCUUUCACUUCCCCAGUAAUUAAAGAAAUAUUAACUGAAACUUAUGGAUUUAUUAUCUUUGAGGAACAAAUAAGUCAGAUAUUUGCUUUUGUUUAUGAUUGUUCGUUUGCCGAAGCCGAAGUAAAAAGGCGGGAAUUGACUAAAAAAGGGCUGGAAAAAGAUUUCCUCACCCCAGCCCAAAAG